AUGUCUUCCCCCAUCCCCUUCCCCAAUGGCUUGCCCAUGAUCGACCUUCCCCGUGUGUCCCUUAGCAACCUCCUUAGGCAUGACGAGAAGGAGCUCGACAAGCUCUUCGAUAUAUGUCUCUCGACCAGCUUCUUCUAUCUCAACCUACAGGACUGUCCUAAAGGAGAACAACUCUGGAAUCAGGCAGUAAAGGUCUGCAACCUAGGUAAAGCCACGUUGCCUGUACUCGACAUAGAGACAAAACUGUCAUACAAGUCUCGUGAGACGACGGGAGUCUUUGAUUUAGGAUAUAAGUGUCCCAGCAUCAGCAAGAACAGCGAGCCCAAGUUCAGUAAAGCUUUCAACAAAAACGAGGUCUGUCAUGUAAUGCUGCGUACUCUCGAGACCCAGCUGCAGCUUGAGCCCGGGGCCCUGAUGUCGCUGCACCGACGCGAGGACCCGUCAUAUAACUUCCUCCGCGUACUGCAAUAUCCUGCCACAGCACCAGGAGACAAUCCAAACGCGGCCAAAUUCCCUCCUCACCGUAACUCAUGCUGGGUCGAGCCCGUCAAUAGCCACGUCAUCGUCAACAUCAGCGACGCCCUCGCCGUCCUGACCAACGAGGUGCUCCAUUCCGGCUUCCACCGCGUCAUUGGCGCUCCAGGCGACCAGGCCAAGCUCGACAAGUACAGCGUCCUGCUCGGAUACCGACCGGUACUCAACACGCCCAUGAAGCCUUUCACCAGCCCUUUGAUCCCACAGCUAUCCGAGGAGCAGUCCAGCGACCCAGUCCAGACGUACCAGGAGUAG
This is a messenger RNA of Colletotrichum higginsianum IMI 349063, 789 nucleotides long. RefSeq names its product Oxidoreductase. The transcript is spliced from 4 exons. The coding region runs from base 1 to 789 and encodes 262 amino acids. The record is from RefSeq and is a predicted model, not a curated record. Lineage: Eukaryota; Fungi; Ascomycota; Sordariomycetes; Glomerellales; Glomerellaceae.